Messenger RNA from Letharia lupina, 1713 nucleotides. RefSeq lists its product as uncharacterized. Gene Ontology annotation, biological process: transmembrane transport; metal ion transport. The coding region runs from base 1 to 1713 and encodes 570 amino acids. Gene Ontology annotation, cellular component: membrane. Lineage: Eukaryota; Fungi; Ascomycota; Lecanoromycetes; Lecanorales; Parmeliaceae. The record is from RefSeq and is a predicted model, not a curated record. Gene Ontology annotation, molecular function: cobalt ion binding; cobalt ion transmembrane transporter activity; magnesium ion transmembrane transporter activity. The transcript has 4 exons.
AUGUCUGAGGUACGAGAUUACGGCCGUGAUGGUGCCACUCCGGUGCAAUUGAACACCUCGUCAUCGCCUAUGCGACCAUCACACAUCGAUCUUGAGGCACAGUCCCCAAAGUCACCCAUCCAGUCUCAGGAGAAAGGAUACAAGCAACCUAUUUCUCCAAUAGAGUCUGUCAGGUUUCGCCGGCCAAACCGCUCCAACACAGCCAAGACCUACAAGCCCGAAAUACGAGGUCAAGACUGGCAUCCAGGUCAAGAGCCAGGCAUAGACACUUCAGCAACGCAUCCGCACCCGUCGUUGGCGCCGAACCUGCAUGCUCAGUGCGACAUAACAAUCGUUGACUUUUCGGUGGAUGAUAUACGACUGUCACACCUUGACAAUGAGACUCUGCCGGAUUUCAUGGACAAUCCAAGGCCUGACUGGGCAGCAUGUAGAUGGAUCAACGUCAACGGGCUAAGCUGGGAUGUGAUUAAGCUGCUGGGAAAUGACAAACAUUUGCAUCGGCUGGCCGUUGAAGAUCUCAUAAAUCCUAGGAACAGAACCAAAGCCGAUUGGUACUCAGAUCACACCUACAUCGUCCUUCCUUUGCAGAAGCUCAUCCACUUCCACUCCGAUACCCAUUGCGAUUCAGAAUGCGAGGAGUGGGGCUCCGACGACGGAAUGACCAGAAAAAGGAAACAGAAGAAGGGGCUUUUCUCGUCUUUCCGAAGGAAGAAGAAUGAGAAGAACGCAAAGGAGCCUCCAAAGCCCCUGGACUCAGCGGCAGAAAUGCACACCCCCAGCAAUGGCUACGUUGACCCGACGAGCAAUGGCUUCGCUGAUGCAGGCAAUGCUUUCAUCAAGGCCCAUUCCUCUUCUACCAUGGAUGCCCCUGUUACUACUGUCCGCACACUUCAACGAUACCAUGGCGGCCCGAAUGAGGAGCGUAUCGAGUUCAUGGAGAAGCAUUCCGCGCUCGCAUCGAAAGAUCUAGGCGUGGGCGUUGAGCAGGUCUCAAUCUUCCUGAUCUCCGACAAUACUGUGGUUUCUUUCUUCGAAUCCUCGGCCCAAGAUAUUGAAUCUCCCAUUAUAACUCGACUGAGCAGUAAAGAGACCAUUCUGCGACGCACGGCAGAUGCGAGUAUGAUUACACAGGCCAUCAUCGAUGCCAUCAUCGACUUGGCACUCCCAGUAGCCGAAGCCUAUCAGGAUGCCAUCGGCGAAUUGGAGCUCAAUGUGCUUACAGAAGCGGACAUCAGCCACACAACGUCGUUAUAUGUCUUGACAUCCGAGGUGGUCCAGUUCAAGAGCAAUCUGUCUCCUGUCGUCAACCUCGUCAACGCGCUGCGAGACCACACGAGCGACCCUAUUCCUACGCCAGGCUUGAACGGCAACCCUCCGAAACGCGUCUCCUCAAGUGUUACCAUUAGCCCCAUGACACAAGUGUAUCUUGGGGAUGUUGAAGAUCACGUUAUCCAGAUUACAGACGGACUGGGCCAGAUGACGCACGCGGCUGAUAAUAUGAUUGAUCUGAUCUUUAACAAGAACGGUGCCCGUCAGAACGAGACGAUGAAACAACUCACGGUUGUCACCAUACUGUUUCUUCCUCUGACUUUCUUAACCGGCUAUUUCGGUAUGAAUUUUGUCAAUUUUACUGGUGCACAUAAUCAUGGCGACGGCUACUUCUGGGAGAUCGCAGCUCCUGUCAGCUUCGUAGUAACGAUCUAUUUGAUGUGA